AUGGCGAUAUCAAUUCCCUCCACGCUGCUCUCUGCUCCUCUGCUCCUUCUCCUUCUCCUCUGCCAUGCUGCGUUACUACUCGGCAAGUCUCAUAAUUGCCCUCCUUCUUCCUGCGGCGACAUUCACAUACGAUCUCCGUUCCGGCUAAUCGGCGACCCUGACGGAUGCGGCGACAGACGCUUCGAACUCGUCUGCGAGGGAAACCGCGCAGUCUAUAGUGACUCCCAUUCUGAGAAAUACUUGGUCACGAAAAUCUCGUAUAAAAGCAGGAAGCUCCGGCUCAUGUACACUGGUUUCUCGUCCGACGCCAAUUGCCUUCAUCUUCCCGACCAUUCUUUCAAGAGCAAUACAUUUCAUAUUAUGGGCCAUCGGUGUCACCAACAACACAGGAUUUUAUGGGCCAGUUUCAUGAACUGCACGCGGGAGGUAGAAAGUCAGGAGUAUGUGGCGGUCCCUAAUUGCCUUCGCGGCAGCAGCUCGACUACGUACGUCGUCGUCGUUAACGACAACUCGUAUAAUAAUCCCAAGAACUCAUGUAGCAUCUUAACCACCGUGCCAGUCGAGAAGUCGCUGAGUCCAGGUGAUCACGACGUCUUUAAACUCCUACGGAAGGGAUUCGUGGUACACUGGACUCCAAGACACCCGGUGAAAUUCUGUUGGGAAGAUAACAAGAACAUUCUGGCAACUCUUGGAGGUCCUAGUCUCGUUUACAAGAUUGUCAAUGCCAUCUCUUUCGGCCUUCAAUUCCUGUCCUGCGUAUGCAAUAAUAAGGCCUUAACGGUCGUUCUUGAUGUACUACUCGCCCCUGUUUUGCGUGGCCAGAUUAAUAUUGGCACCUCUAUGUGUCUUUGGAUUCCUCCUACUCAAUUGCUGGAGGAGAAGCAGGGCACCCGAGGACGCCGUCGAGAAGUUCCUUCGCAACCAACAGCAAUCUCUUUCGCCCACGCGCUACGCCUACAGUGA
Zingiber officinale is the source of this 963-nucleotide messenger RNA. RefSeq names its product RING-H2 finger protein ATL22-like. The record is from RefSeq and is a predicted model, not a curated record. Gene Ontology annotation, molecular function: polysaccharide binding. NCBI's taxonomy places the organism in Eukaryota, Viridiplantae, Streptophyta, Magnoliopsida, Zingiberales, Zingiberaceae. Bases 1 to 963 code for a protein of 320 amino acids. The transcript is spliced from 3 exons.